This is a messenger RNA of Prosopis cineraria, 620 nucleotides long. RefSeq names its product basic blue protein-like. The transcript has 2 exons. Lineage: Eukaryota; Viridiplantae; Streptophyta; Magnoliopsida; Fabales; Fabaceae. The coding region runs from base 90 to 473 and encodes 127 amino acids. Gene Ontology annotation, cellular component: plasma membrane. Gene Ontology annotation, molecular function: electron transfer activity. The record is from RefSeq and is a predicted model, not a curated record.
AAUUAAUCAAACCAGACCGCCGAGAUCGCUCUGCUAGCUAUACUUAGUAGUUAGUGGGCUCGGCUCUAGAAGCAGCCAGGAGUGAGAGGAUGAUGUGGGAGGGAAGAGGCGGUGCCGCUCGAACUCUGGCGCCCGGGAUGCUGCUGCUGUGCUUGUUACUUCAGCUUCAUGCCGCAAAUGCAGCAACCUACACGGUGGGAGGGUCUGGAGGCUGGAGUUUCAACUCCGAUACCUGGGCCAAAGGGAAGAGAUUCCGAGCCGGCGAUGUCCUCGUCUUCAACUACGACGCGACGAUGCACAAUGUGGUGGCGUUGAACAGAAAUGGUUACAAGAGCUGCAGUGCCCCGGCGGGUGCCAGAGUGUUGAGUUCAGGGAAGGACCAAAUAAGGCUAGCGCACGGGCAGAACUACUUCAUUUGCGGCAAUCCUGGCCACUGCCAAUCCGGCAUGAGACUUGCUAUUAAUGCAGCGUGAUGGAGCCCUUUCAUCAUCACCAAUACUACCAUCUUGAUUUUCUGUUAGUGUUAGCUAGUGUGCAUGUGAGUGCUGUAAACCUGUAACGAUAAAAUUCCGCGAGUAAUGAGCUGGCUAGUUAUGGAACGCGCACGAGUUUGCUUCAAA